CAUGACGGUAAAAGAAUCGAAGUACCCAUCUCUAGUGACAGCACGAAGAAGCUAGAAGUUCCAGAAGAAAAAGACCAGACCGGUAGCGAUAGCAGAGACGAGUUCGGCGAAUACACCUACGAGGACGAAGAACUAGUCGAGGCAGAAGGCCCAGUGUUGUACUUGACGAAUGUAGAAGAAAUGCCGACGAAAGAUGACGACGAAACCGAAGUUACGGUGGAAGAACAAAUAGAACAGUUCCUCCAGAACGAUAACCUUGAUAAAGAAGACAAGGAAAAAGCAGUGUCGUUCUUUAAACAGAAGAGAACCCUGUUCGCAAGCGAUAUACGAGAACUUGGAGAGACGAACGUGAUAACCCAUGGGAUCGAGACUGCUGCGAUAGUAGAAAGCAGUGAAGAAGAAUUAGUAACGGAAAAGGACGAAAAACAGGACGAUAAAGAACAAACCAACUUAACCAAUUUCGAACAACAUCUUGCGUUAAAAAUCAUGGAUCUACAGAAAGCUAUAUAUACAGUCGAGUUUCACGGAUUUAACCUAAUAACGACAAAACCUAAACAGCUGUUAGUGUUAAGAGAUUGGGUGAUUACAGGAGCGAACCAAGAAUUAGUGAAAUGGGAAUACUUACACGAUACUGGAAUCGACCUGGGAUAUACCGAACCGUUAAACCUGCAAAAAAUCAAUAAAGAUAAAAACGCCAAUUGGAGGAGCGAUCGAAAGGUGGUUAAUAUUAAACCAUGUAGUGGUGUCCUGGCAUUAGAAAUCCGAAAUGGAGAUAGAAGAUUACGAACAGUUGAAACGGUACUUGCAAGAAGGAUACGUCGACGGCAACCUAGAAAAGAAACAAAAAAGACAAUUAGUUAA
Cetraspora pellucida is the source of this 861-nucleotide messenger RNA. Lineage: Eukaryota; Fungi; Glomeromycota; Glomeromycetes; Diversisporales; Gigasporaceae. The record is from the annotation of a GenBank genome assembly.